GCUCCUCCGCAGCGAUGUGAGGAGGGAGGGAGAGAGAGAGAGAGAGAGAGAGAGGAAGCAGAGGGUGAACACUCGGUCCAACACUCGCAGCAUCAUGGCACCUAUCGGAUUAAAGGCGGUGGUCGGCGAAAAGAUUAUGAAUGAUGUAAUCAAGAAGGUGAAGAAGAAGGGAGAAUGGAAGGCGCUGAUUGUGGACCAGCUGAGCAUGAGGAUGUUGUCAUCCUGCUGCAAGAUGACAGACAUCAUGACAGAGGGCAUCACCAUUGUGGAGGACAUCAACAAGCGACGAGAGCCUCUUCCCAGCCUGGAGGCCAUUUUUCUGAUUACACCCACAGAGAAGUCUGUCCACUCCCUCAUCGCAGACUUCAAAGAUCCUCAUUCAGCUAAAUACAAGGCAGCCCAUGUUUUCUUCACUGACUCCUGCCCUGAUCCUCUUUUCAAUGAGCUGGUGAAGAGCCGUGCUUCCAAAUCCAUCAAGACUCUGACGGAGAUCAACAUCGCCUUCUUGCCCUACGAGUCUCAGGUGUACUCUCUGGACAAUCCAGAUGCCUUCCACAGUUUCUACAGCCCCCAUAAGACCCAGCUGAAGAACCCGGUGAUGGAGAGGCUGGCUGAGCAGCUUGCCACACUUUGUGCCACCUUGAAGGAGUACCCAGCUGUCAGAUACCGAGGCGAGUACAAGGACAACGCCACCCUGGCUCAGCUGGUUCAGGACAAACUGGACGCCUACAAGGCUGACGACCCCACUAUGGGAGAGGGUCCCGACAAGGCUCGCUCACAGCUGAUCAUCCUGGACAGGGCGUUUGACCCCGUCUCUCCUGUCCUGCACGAGCUCACCUUCCAGGCCAUGGGCUACGACCUGCUGCCCAUCGAAAACGACGUCUACAAGUAUGAGACCAGUGGCAUCGGAGACUCUCGUGAGAAGGAGGUUCUGCUGCAUGAAGACGAUGACCUGUGGGUGAGCCUGAGACACAAACACAUAGCUGAGGUGUCCCAGGAAGUGACACGCCAGCUGAAGGACUUUUCUGCCAGCAAGAGGAUGAACACUGGGGAGAAGACCACGAUGAGGGAUCUGUCCCAGAUGCUGAAGAAGAUGCCUCAGUACCAGAAGGAGCUCAGCAAGUACUCCACUCAUCUGCAGCUGGCUGAGGACUGUAUGAAGCAUUACCAGGGAACAGUGGACAAGCUGUGCCGUGUGGAACAGGAUCUGGCUAUGGGCACAGACGCUGAGGGAGAGAAGAUCAAAGACCCCAUGAGGGCCAUCGUGCCCAUCCUGCUGGAUGCCAACGUCAGCACAUAUGACAAGAUCCGCAUCAUCCUGCUCUACAUCUUCCUCAAGAAUGGCAUUACGGAGGAGAACCUGAACAAGCUGAUCCAGCACGCUCAGAUCCCCCCUGAGGACAGUGAGAUCAUCACCAACAUGGCUCACCUGGGCGUCCCCAUCAUCACAGAUUCCACCCUCCGCCGAGGAAAGAAGCUGGACAGGAAGGAGCGUGUGAGCGAGCAGACCUAUCAGCUGUCCCGUUGGACACCACUGGUGAAGGAUAUCAUGGAGGAUGCUAUUGAUGAUAAGCUGGACACCAAGCACUACCCCUACAUCUCCACCCGCUCCUCUGCCUCCUUCAGCACCACUGCAGUCAGUGCUCGGUACGGCCACUGGCACAAGAAUAAGACACCUGGAGAGUACCGCACUGGGCCACGUGUCAUGGUCUUCAUCAUCGGCGGUGUGUCCUUCAGCGAGAUGCGCUGCGCCUAUGAGGUCACACAGGCCAAUGGGAAGUGGGAGGCGGUCAUUGGAUCGACCAACAUCUUCACCCCCACCGCCCUGCUGGAGCAGCUCAAGACCAUGAACAAACCAGACGAGGAAGUGACAAGCUAAAAUCCUCCAAUCACAUCUCUCUCCUCUUUACCUUAACCCUGCCCCUCACUCCACCCCACCCCACCCCACCCUCUACCCGUCACCCAUCUUACCUCUGUAUCCUUCCCCCACAAAUCUUACAUUAAUUGUUUAUGCAUCUUGCUUGAGAAGAAAAAAAAGAUAUCUUAGAUGAUUAAAAAAAAAAUGUAUCAAAGAAUAAAAACAGUUGCAAGUAUUCUCAUGUUUUACAAUGGAUGCAACUAAAUGAACUUAUUUAAAAAGGUUUAAAUAUCAGAACAGAAGGCCAUUUAAAACUGAAAGUACCAAAAUGUAAUAUUAUAUGCUAUAAAACCUGCUAGAAUGUGUAAAAGGUAGACAUUUUCUCUUGUUUGAUCCUUUGGGUUUCCUCCUUGGUGUGAGUUUUAUUGGAAGCGGGUGGAGGAGGGAUGCACAGUUUGAGAGGUUGAUGUCGUAAAAUAUGUCAUAUCAGUCAACAUGCAAUAUAUAUAUAAUUAAUAUAUUCAUCAGAGAGGAGCCCCUAACCCCUCCCCCCGUCCAUUUGAGAUGUUCGUAUUCAGUAGCAUGCUUGGACUUGUGUUGGACUGUUAAUGUGUUUGUAUCCAGUGUGGAUGUUCUGGGAGCUGCAGAGUUAGCAUUUAGCUGUUUCCCCAAGAUGUCGAGCUUGAAUACUCUGCUGAAAAGCUUUGUUUUGAGUAUCAAAAAAAGUGGGAAAGCGCGCUUUGAGACUUUUCAAACCACUCCUGAAGAAUCUGCGCUCUCAGGUGCCAGUUUAUGAGGUACAAAUCUAUGGCCAUAAAGUGGUUAUUGCUCACAAAAAGUCCUUUUAAUAAGAUGAUUUAUACAAAAAUGUAGGUAAGAUUUCAGACAUUUUUAUUUAUGUAUGUGGAAUUUAAAUUAACCAUUCGCUUCCCAGAGUAUUUGAUACUCAAAACAUACAUUUUCAGUUAAGUAUUGGUUUAAAAAUGCUUGGUUUAGCAGAUGUUGGAAAGAGAGUGCUCUGUAAAAAGCCAGAAUCAUCCCUCCUCCGGCUGCCGAGACUGUAAAGUAUUGACUUGCCACAACCUUUUUCCUUUCUCCGGAGAAACUUCACGUUUUAAUGUCGAAAAGGCCGUUGCUUGCUGAUAUUUAAUGAAUAAUCUUAAAAAGGGCCAGUUGUAUUUCAGUAUUGUAUCCUGUCAGAAUAAGUCUUAUCUUUGGUUAGUAAUGAUGUUUAAUUGGGCCAUGCACUGAGUAGUGUUGUGUAUCUGCCAUAUGUUGCUGUUUUAGCGUCUCACUGUUGACUGGUGAUAUUUCUGACUGUGAAGUAGUGAUACUUUUCCUUUAUCAAUGCCAAUGUGAAGCCGCCGUGUUUGUGAUGUUUAGCUGUAGUUGUUAGUCGUCAACCGGGAAAAAGAACUAAUAUCUAUAUUUUCUUUGUCUGUUUCCUCCUCUGGUGCAAUGUAAAACCCUCUAAUGGUGAAUGGCUUUGCUAAAAAAAAAACCUUAAACCCCCUUUUCACUUUUAUUUCCUCCCUCCCUCCCUCCCUCCCCUCUUUCCUGGCCAAACAAGUUGUAUAUUGCACUAUAAUGCGUUUUCUGUGAUGCAAACGCUUGACUUUGUGUUUAUUUUUUUCUAUUAUAAUUUGCUGUUGUAUAGGGUUCACUCCGUCAAAUCAAUUGAUUUAUAUCAAAAUUAUUUAUCAGAGAAAAAAUAAUAAUGAUACAUUAGUCUGUCCUAAAACUGUUUAACUUAUUGGGAUUGUAUGUUUGCGAGUGUUGAAGCACAAACAAUACUUCCAUGUGUACCUAAUAUGUACUAAGGCUGUCUAAUAAAUUGGCUUCCAUAA
Morone saxatilis (striped sea-bass) is the source of this 3705-nucleotide messenger RNA. RefSeq names its product syntaxin binding protein 1a (gene stxbp1a). The transcript has 19 exons. NCBI's taxonomy places the organism in Eukaryota, Metazoa, Chordata, Actinopteri, Moronidae. Gene Ontology annotation, cellular component: plasma membrane; secretory granule. Gene Ontology annotation, biological process: neurotransmitter secretion; vesicle-mediated transport; intracellular protein transport. Gene Ontology annotation, molecular function: syntaxin binding. The record is from RefSeq and is a predicted model, not a curated record. Bases 95 to 1879 code for a protein of 594 amino acids.